Penicillium diatomitis is the source of this 540-nucleotide messenger RNA. It is a transcript of the gene cyp3, whose product is annotated as putative peptidyl-prolyl cis-trans isomerase. Gene Ontology annotation, cellular component: intracellular membrane-bounded organelle. Lineage: Eukaryota; Fungi; Ascomycota; Eurotiomycetes; Eurotiales; Aspergillaceae. Gene Ontology annotation, molecular function: peptidyl-prolyl cis-trans isomerase activity. The record is from RefSeq and is a predicted model, not a curated record. Gene Ontology annotation, biological process: protein peptidyl-prolyl isomerization; protein folding. The transcript has 4 exons. The coding region runs from base 1 to 540 and encodes 179 amino acids.
AUGACGUCCAUUCAGCCCAUCGAGCCUACAAACCCAGUGGUCUUCUUCGACCUGGCGCUCGGCAGCGAGCCCCUUGGUCGGGUCAAAAUGGAGCUGUUUGCUCAUGUCACUCCGAAGACUGCAGAGAAUUUUCGUCAAUUCUGCACCGGAGAGAGCAAAAACCCCAAGGGCCAGCCUCAGGGUUACAAGGGUAGCAAGUUCCAUCGAGUGAUCAAGGACUUUAUGAUCCAGGGAGGAGACUUUGUGAAUGGUGACGGCACAGGCAGCUGCACCAUUUACGGCACGACAAAAUUCGCCGAUGAGAACUUUGCACUCUCACACGACCGUCCCGGACUUUUGAGUAUGGCGAACUCUGGACCUAAUACCAACGGCUGUCAAUUCUUCAUUACGACCGUGGCGACACCAUUCUUGAACAACAAGCAUGUCGUGUUCGGUCAGGUCAUUGACGGGAUGGACAUCGUCAAGAUGGUUGAACAAACUCGGACUACCCGAGACAAGCCGAACCAGGAUGUGACCAUUGUGCAGUGUGGAGAGAUGUAG